GCUCUUUUUGCCCUUUCCACCAUCUCCACAAUCCUUUUACCUCUGAAAUCCCAUGAAACCUAAAAACCAUCAAAAACAAUGUCUACACUCAACCUCCUCUUAUGCUUAACUCUCUCACUCCACCCACUCCUUACUCUCUCUCUAUGCCGCACUUCCUGCGGCAGCAUCACCGUGAACUACCCGUUCGGAGUGGACGACGGCUGCGGCGCCCCACAGUACCGGAAAAUGCUGAACUGCUCAACCGACCUCUUCUUCCAAACUCCCUCCGGUAACUACAAAGUCCAGUCCAUCGACUACGAGAAGAAGAAAAUGGUUAUCUACGACCCGGCCAUGUCCACCUGCUCCAUUCUACAACCUCACCACGACUUCAUCAUGUCCGACAUUCAGUCCGCCAUCAUUCCUCCGUCUCCGGACACAGUCUUCGCCCUCAUGAACUGCUCCAUCGACUCCCCGGUGCUCAACCACUACAAAUCUCUCUGCUUCAACUUCUCCGGCCACUCGUGUGACGAGCUGUACGGAGCAUGCACUUCGUUCCGGCUGUUUCAUCUCGUGUCCAACACUUCUUCGCCGGCUUGUUGCUUUACUGGGUAUGAUACUGUGAGGUAUAUGAGCAUGAAUAUCUUGGAUUGUACUCACUACACCACUGUUUAUGAUAGUGAUGGUUUGAAGGGCAUUGCACCAGUGGACUGGUUGUAUGGGAUCAAGUUGUCCUAUAGUAUGCCGGAUACUGGGUGUGACCGCUGCACCAAGUCCGGUGGCGCGUGCGGGUAUGAUGUUGAGACUGAAGGGAUGCACUGCAUAUGUUCGAGCACCAUGAAUUCUACCAGAGAAUGUGCUGCAGGUAGUGUGGCAAACUUAGGGAAGAGCCAUACAGUAGCAUCUUUAUCACUAGAGACAUUGGUUUUGGUUUGGGGUGCAGUUCUUUGUAUAAUUUUGUAGUGAUGCCUCUUUGUAUGUAGCUAAUGAUGAUUGUGUUUCGAGAUCUGAUGAAUAUGUUAACAGAUUUUGCAUC
Messenger RNA from Cornus florida, 1012 nucleotides. RefSeq lists its product as uncharacterized. Gene Ontology annotation, molecular function: polysaccharide binding. The record is from RefSeq and is a predicted model, not a curated record. NCBI's taxonomy places the organism in Eukaryota, Viridiplantae, Streptophyta, Magnoliopsida, Cornales, Cornaceae. The transcript is spliced from 2 exons. Bases 79 to 939 code for a protein of 286 amino acids.